Molecule: messenger RNA, 811 nt
Organism: Drosophila subobscura
Lineage: Eukaryota; Metazoa; Arthropoda; Insecta; Diptera; Drosophilidae
Exons: 2
Coding region: 29-724 (231 amino acids)
Cellular component (GO): extracellular region
Molecular function (GO): chitin binding
Source: RefSeq, a predicted model, not a curated record
CAAAUCUGAGUCUCAGUUCCACUUGAAGAUGCUGCGCCUGCUGAUCCUGCUGGCCAUCGCAGUUCUGGACUGCCAGGCCCUGUGCAAUGUCUGUUCGUCGGCUGCCAAUGUGGCCUGUGUAUCGGCCACAGAGUAUCAGAUCUGCUCGGAAGCUCAUGUGCCGCUGGGAGCCGUGACGAGUUGUCCCACCAAUUACUUCUGCACCGCAAACGGCACCUUUUGCAGCCCAAACGAGGCAUACGGGGCAUGUGUGAGUUGCAACAAGUGCAGCGCGGACAAGAGCUUUGCGUGCAUCAGCGCCUCGCAGUUCGCCUUGUGCCUGGGCCAGGACACGCCGAGUACAUCGAUUGUGGGCAACUGCGGCACGAGUUUGGUGUGCAACGUGGAGAAUCCCGAAAUCUGUGGCAGUUCCACCACCUAUCCGGCAAGCUGUGGCACCAAUUCAUCGGGCACCGGCGGCUCAAGCACGUCCAUAACAGAUCCCACACUGAUCUGCCGCAGCCUGCAGCAGCCCGGACGCUUUCCCUAUGGCAGUGAUGCCACAACCACCUGCAGGCAGUACGUUUCCUGCUAUACGUUUGGGGGUAUUUGGUAUGGCGCAAUCUACACCUGCGCGGGCUCCACCUACUUUGACAGUACGACAAGGCUGUGCACCACUCAAACGCAGGCCAGAUGCUCCUUUGCUGUCACUUCGUUGGCUCUCAACGGACGAUUGCUGCCGUAGAGGUUUGCCUAUCAUUCAACUUUAUAAUGCAAUAAAAUGCCAACAAAAUUAAGGGCAAGCGCCGUAUUAUCUGUGCUCUAAAGUUAU